GUUGAGCGAGACCAGGAGCAGAGGACACAGGCCAGCGCGCAAGUAGCGCCGGGCACCACCCGCUAUGCUGCUUGGCAGCGGCGGGGGGACACUGCAGCCCUUGGAGAGAGGCUCCACAAUGACGCCGCCAAAAGGGCCUUGAAGAUGCGUCAUUUGCAGGAGAUGGUGGAGGAGGAACGAAGGUUGCAGGAGCAGCAAGAAGCCACGUUCCGCCCUGCUAUCGAGGUCUCACAGCGCAGAUGCCAAGGAACAUCCAGGUCUCUUCAAGACCCAGAGGGCCUGAAGAAGAGGAUGAAGAUGCAGAGGUUGCGCAACAUGCAAGAGAAGGCGGAGCUUGAUGGCUGCACCUUCAAGCCGGAGAUCGACCAAAAGUCCGAAGAGCUGAUCAGCCAGCGUCUGGCGCGGCUGAAGAUCACAGGGACCCUGUACGACUCCCUUUACGAGGAUGCCAUUCGACGACGCGAGCGGCAGCUGGAGUCCUUAAGGGCCCUGCCUCCUGGCGUCACGUUCCAGCCCGAUAUCGGUAUGGACCACUACCGGCCUCCCAACGACGAGACGAAGGAGGACUUCCUCAACCGAUUAGCCUACUCCAAGAGCUACUCGGAGA
Symbiodinium sp. CCMP2456 is the source of this 607-nucleotide messenger RNA. The record is from the annotation of a GenBank genome assembly. NCBI's taxonomy places the organism in Eukaryota, Dinophyceae, Suessiales, Symbiodiniaceae.